GCCGCAACUAUUCAUCACUAUCACCAACCAAGCCGCCUGCCGGGCUCAGCAAAAGUACCGGCGCAUUAUUGCGAUCGUUUCCCUCUCCUCUCCUUGAGGCGAGCGUCGCACGGAGAGAAACAAAACCCAGAUGCUUUACGCCCGUUGGCCAGGAGAAACACUCCCAGGCGCCAACUACACGGCUCCGCACGUCGAAAGCCGGCGGUAGCACCCCCGAGAUGCCGCCCGCGCUCCCGCGGCCGUCGCCCUCUCUCCUCUCGAGAGGAGCAGCGUCGGUAAUCCCAUUCUCACCAACCUCCGCUGCCGCCCCCCGCUCACCCUCGGCCUCCUCCCGCCCGUUCUCCUCCGCCGUCCCGCGGUGCGCCUCGCGCCGGCAGCGCAUCCCGCCCGAGUCCCCGCGCUUCAUCAACGUGCCGAACCCGCCGCAGGACCAGUCGAUCGAGGCGCGCCGCGAGCUGAAGCCGAUCAAGGGCCACCUGCCGGUGCCGCGCCCCAUCUUCAAGCACCCCGAGGACCGCCGCAAGGUCACCGACGCCUGGCUGCGCGCCGCCGCCCCCCUGCCCACCCCGGGAAGCAAGAGCGGCAAGGCCGAGACGCCCAGCAACUCCGCCCAGGCCUGGAAGCGCCUCAUGGCCGAGACGCGCCGCAGCAACUUGCGCGACGGCGUGCGCCGCCUCUACGACCGCCACAGGCGCCUCCAGCGCCAGCGCCGCGAGCGCCAGAUCACCGGCGCUGCCCGCGCCCGCGCCGCCGCCGAGGCCCCCGAGCGCGAGGACGAGCGCCUCACUGCCACUACCGUCAACGCCGGCACGCUGCAGACCGCCGUGAUCCUCGACCCGCUGCGCUUCGAGCGCGCCCUGGAGUCGCGCGAGCGCACCAACGCCGUUGCCCAGCGCCGCAGCGAGGCCCGCCGCGACGCCCUCCAGGAGCUCUACAUGCGCGCCCGCUCCUUCAUCGUCACCGAGGAGCAGCUCGAGGCAGAAGUCAGCCGUCUCUUCUCCCCCACCUAUUGGAAGGAUCAGGGCCUCUCAUCGAGCGGCUUCGAGAUCACAAAUGUCUGGGAUCUCCACGGCCGCCCCAAGACCGUUGCCGAUAUGUUCACCGACAUCUCUCGCAACUCGAGCACCUUGCUGAAGAAUUACGAGACCGAUAAGACACGCACCCUCAAGCGCCAGAAGGAGGUCGCCGAGGAGCUUACGGGUGGCAAGCUGGACGGGACAUAAUAUCGUCCACGCGGAACUACCAGAAUUUACUUUCGAUUGGUCACGGUCGAGAGGCGAAAAGCGGUGUUGAAUGCGGGCCUCACCUUACUUCCCCCUCACUAUCGAGUGGUGACAGGUGCAAUGUUAAGACGUUUACACUAAUUACGCCUGUAUUUAUGAGAUCCGGCAGCUUCUUCACGAACGUAUGUAUAUAUCUCCCGUACAGGACAAAGAAUAACGUCCAUCAUGGA
Molecule: messenger RNA, 1453 nt
Organism: Durotheca rogersii
Lineage: Eukaryota; Fungi; Ascomycota; Sordariomycetes; Xylariales; Xylariaceae
Exons: 1
Coding region: 219-1223 (334 amino acids)
Source: RefSeq, a predicted model, not a curated record